Molecule: messenger RNA, 966 nt
Organism: Suillus subaureus
Lineage: Eukaryota; Fungi; Basidiomycota; Agaricomycetes; Boletales; Suillaceae
Exons: 2
Coding region: 1-966 (321 amino acids)
Source: RefSeq, a predicted model, not a curated record
AUGGACACUCACUCUGAUGAGUACACUGGUAUGCUGCAGCAUACUGGUGGGGCUUCAGGAGGAACCAAUACCAUGGCUGCAGAAAUCAUAGAAGCCUACCUCAGUAAGCAAUUCAUAAAGGCAAUGAAAAUAGCAUUAUCAUAUGCGAGGGAUGAUAAGUUGGUGGAGACAACCAUCAAGGGUAACGUGCCAUGGUGUGAUACCACACCCAAAGCGAAGGGUGGGCGACAGGGACUUAUCCUUGUCACUUGUGGGCCUGCCACACAGGUCAGUCAUCACUUUGACUCACUGCUGAUGCUGGUGAAGGACAACAUCUUUGAUUUCAUCAUUGUAUUUGGAGGAGCCUCGACCCUCCCCAUGAACAUUGGCCCCAUGGUUCAAGCCUUUGUUCGCAAUGCUACCCUGUUUAGAAUACCAGAUGUCUGGGACUCAUUGUGUGAAUUGCUUGCCUCCAGUCCAGAUGUUUUAGAUCACAACACCAUUGUCAUUGUCUAUGCCUCAUAUGUAGAGGGGAAGCAUAUGGUUGAAAGCAGAGAGAUAAGCAAGCACUGUCCUCCACAUCAUGUGUUUGGUCAUGAGUUCAGUGCAUGCGCAAAGGAGGGCUGCCAUCCUGCAGCAUCAGAUAACCAGGUGUCAACAAAGAACAGCAAGGUUCGCAUUAUUUGUGCAAAAUGUCAAUGGACAUCUGCCUGGGUGGCUAUUGACAUGGACAACAAGUAUUUCUUCUGCAUCAAACCUACCAUUGCUCCGAUGCUCUUCUGGCACCAUUUCCCCCCAUCAGCUGGACUCAACAACUUUUUCAUGAAUGCAACAUGGGAUGCCAAUGGAAAGUCCAAGAGAAAGAAAAGGCAGGAGGACAAUGCUGAUGCAUCCACUAGUCACCAUGCAAAAUGCCAGAGGUUAUCGUCAAGUUUGGAAGGGUCAAGCAGUGAUGGCAAUGAAGGGUUGCCCAUGAUAUGUGAAUGA